AAACUUACUGCCUAACAUGACAUACCGCCACUGCUAAUCAGUCCCACAAGGUUCUCUGUGCCGUUCAAACGCGUGCCGAUCCUGUCCAACGCUAUCCAAUCCGAUCCAGGAUCUACAGAAUCCCUGGAUACAGCUCUUGGUGCACACGUGCCAUGGAGGAUUACACAUACGCAUACAUCUCCGAGCCCGUGGAGUUUCGACAGCUGGAGGGCAAGUCAAUAGACUUCCGCAAGACCUUUGAUCUUCGGGGUCAGGGUGGCGACGAAAUGCUCCAGUUGUACCUGCGCAAGGCCAACCUGUCCGACGACCUCGAUCGUCUGCCGGCUAUCGUACGACGUGCCUAUGUCUAUGACAUAAUAAGGAGCAAUAAGGCUCCCGGUUACUGGGUGCCACCUUCUAUGCAAGUGAGCACCGACGUCUUCGCCCAUCCUCCGCCUGCAGUUCGUCCACCUCCUUACUACGCCGAUAACGUGAGCAUAAACGCUAGUCUUGACGGCAUGAAGAGCUCCUCCUCCUCAAACAGCCUUGACAGGUAUGUGGGCGCUCCUCCAUCUGUAGCCCUAGCAGGUCCCAGCUUCGCCACCAGUGUCUUGGUCAGCAACAAGGGUUCCAAGUACGAGAUCAGCGGACCAGUCAACUUCCAGCAUGUUUCAGGCGAUGUGACGCGGGAUCGCACGCGAAACGCUUUCGACCUAAAUGGCGAUUGCAACGAUAACGUGCUCCGGAAGUAUAUGAUAGAGCGGGGCAUCACGGAUGCGGACAUAAGCCAUAUGAAACGCCAGGAUGUGAUCAAAAAGAUUGUUCAUUCCAACUUUACGUGGAUGCCAUCAAAGGGUGAUAUUCAGGCACAGCAAAAGGUCCAGGAAACGGUCAGACCUCUGCUCUAUGCCACUAUUUCCACCAACAACCAGAUUACUCCUCCGCCCUCGCCCCCGCCGCCUACCACGGAUACGGUAUCGAAGGCAACAGCAGCUCCGUUUUCUAACUACGCUUCUCUCACAUCGAGAUUUGUGGAUAUAUCCGAUAUUGAUUUGCCUGCUCCCAUUCAGGCUGCCUCGACUCCUUUUAGACAGCCAGAGAUGGGUACGGUGAUUCCCGUCCAGGUCCAACCGCAGCAGAUGAGCAGACCAAAGGUUCCUCCGCCUCCAUCGGCGGUAAUGGCAAAGAAUACACAUGGUUAUCCGGCGGCCAUUAACGUUCGCCAAGUCCGGCCUGUGGCUCCAACAAAGGUUUCUAACGAAACAUAUGCAACCAUAUCACCGCAACGGAAGGUCGGAUCUAUGCGCAUCCCCCCACCAGCACCUCCAAAGCCAACGGUAGUGCCGAACACCAACUCCAUAGUUUCCAAUGGAUCGCUGUAUGCUGUGUCUCCGGUGCAGUAUGCGCCAGUUGCCAAACCAGAACCAGUUGUCAAGCCAACACCACCUGCUCCUCCAGCAAAGCCGACUUCUAGAAUUUCUGCAGCCUAUGUGACACCGUUGCCAGCGCAUAGUACAAGGUUUACUGCCGCCGGUCCAGCACCAGUGCCUCCACCACCUCCCCAAGCGGCACCUCCACCACCGCCGCCUCCCAUGCCAGUUGCAAGUUCAGGAGGACCACCUCCUCCGCCGCCACCUCCUCCUGGUGGGUUGGCUGGAGUUCCACCGCCGCCUCCAAUGCAGAAAUCCCAGCAAAAGGCUGCUCCAGCUGCUACAUCGGGCGGAGACUCAAGGGAUGCGUUCUUGGAGAGCAUCCGGCAAGGAGUUACACUGAAGAAAGUGGAUCAAAAGGCCGCCACUAUAAGCGGAAUUAAGCCGCGACCGGAACGAAAACCAGUAACCGGGGACUUCCUUAGUGAACUAAAGCUGGGUAUAACUUUAAGGCGGGUCAAGAAUCCAGCAGAUAACCCGUAUUCCGAAGAAUCCGAAUCGCAGGCGUAACGGCUUGGCGGUUAAGCUUUUGUACUUUACAACACUGAACCAAGCGGCGAUGUUGCCAGACUGAGGAAAUCCGCCUUAAUUUAAAAUUUUGCAAAUAUCUUUAAUUUUAACAUUAAUCACCAUGACAAUUAACCAUUAACGUUUGUAAAUAAAAUUGUUAUCGUCAGAUAUGAUAUAGCUUA
Drosophila eugracilis is the source of this 2101-nucleotide messenger RNA. RefSeq names its product actin cytoskeleton-regulatory complex protein PAN1 (gene Whamy). Gene Ontology annotation, molecular function: actin binding; microtubule binding. Lineage: Eukaryota; Metazoa; Arthropoda; Insecta; Diptera; Drosophilidae. Gene Ontology annotation, biological process: actin filament polymerization. The transcript is spliced from 5 exons. The coding region runs from base 153 to 1919 and encodes 588 amino acids. Gene Ontology annotation, cellular component: actin filament; cytoplasm. The record is from RefSeq and is a predicted model, not a curated record.